Bombyx mori (domestic silkworm) is the source of this 2255-nucleotide messenger RNA. It is a transcript of the gene Hip14, whose product is annotated as palmitoyltransferase Hip14. NCBI's taxonomy places the organism in Eukaryota, Metazoa, Arthropoda, Insecta, Lepidoptera, Bombycidae. The record is from RefSeq and is a predicted model, not a curated record. Gene Ontology annotation, cellular component: Golgi membrane. Gene Ontology annotation, molecular function: protein binding; palmitoyltransferase activity. The transcript is spliced from 5 exons. Bases 220 to 1995 code for a protein of 591 amino acids. Gene Ontology annotation, biological process: protein palmitoylation.
AACAUAUGUAUAUUAUCUAUAUUUAUGAACUUCAAUUUUUGUACAGAGUUUGUAGAACAAUGUUGCUUAUUUGUGAACUGGUCUAGACCUCUGCUGGUCGAAGUCAAUAUCGUAAUAUGAAGUUCAUUGGCUGAGAUAUCCGUAACAGAAAGAUACGUUAAAUAAGUUUCGUAUUAAUUGUGGAAAUGCCGUAGUAAGUGUCAAGAAUUAUCUUGCACAAUGAUGUACGACAGUACUUGUGGUGCAGCGGCGACUGGCCAGUGUGGCCCUGCGCAGGCUGAACGAGAACCUCCAGAACCGCGGGAACCUCCACCACCACCAACUGAACGAGAUUACAGCGGCUACGAUAUCGUGAAAGCAACGCAGUACGGAGCAUUUGUGCGCGUUAAAGAACUCGUCGAAGCUGGCUGGGACGUGAACCGACCCGACGGCGAAACGGUGACCUUGCUGCACUGGGCUGCAAUCAACAACAGACGCGACAUCAUCCAGUACUUGCUGUCGAAGGGUGCGAAUGUCGAUGCAGUUGGGGGAGAGUUACAGUCGACACCGCUACACUGGGCGACGCGGCAAGGGCACCUGGACGCGACUGUGCUGCUGGUCCGCGCGGGAGCCGACCCUUCGCUGCGUGACGCCGAGGGCUGCGCGUGCCUACACCUGGCAGCACAAUUCGGUCACACUGCUGUGGUGGCGUACCUAGUGGCACGAGGUGUGACUGUGGAUGAACCUGAUGCAGGUGGCAUGACGGCGCUCAUGUGGGCAAGCUGGAAGGUUGCAGCUGUGGACCCAACACGUUUACUCCUCACUUUAGGUGCAUCAACACAACCAGCUGAUCGUGGCCAUGGUAACACAGCCCUGCACUGGGCUAUUCUGGCACGUAACACUACGGCCAUAUCCACUCUGAUACUUUAUGGUGAUGCUAAUUUGGAUGUACCCAACCUGCGAGGAGUGACUCCAUUGCAGAUGUUACAGGCGAGUGCUGAUUCCUUAUGGGUUGGCUCUAAAGUUUCAGACAAAAUAAAGGAACGUACAAUGGAGUCAGAAAGAUUAUCAAUAUUUAGAAGAUUGACAUAUGACAAGAAAUUCAGAUGGUGGUGUGUGGUAGUAAUGCCAUUCAUGGCAUUCUACUUGACUGGCCUCAUCCUGGAGACGGACUUGAACUAUCCUCUAAAAACCUUAAUCUUGAUUGGUUUCUACUCACUUUUACAUUUUACUAGUAACUUGUUAUUUGAUGAUGAACUCAAAAACAUAUUUCCCCUGAGUAUAUAUCUCGCAACCAAGGUGUGGUUCUACAUAACGUGGGUGGUGUUUAUCCUUCCGGUGGUGGGGUGGAGCUGGUCUCUGGGGUUCGCAGUUUGCUCGGGGUUGCUGUGGGUGACAUUCCUGCGCUCGUGGCGUUCCGAUCCUGGCGUCAUUACAGCUUCCAAAGCUGACAAGUUCAGGACGAUCAUCGAGCUGUCGGAGGCGGCGGGCGGCGGGUUCGAGUCGUCGCGGUUCUGCUCGGCGUGCCUGGUGCGGCGCCCGCUGCGGUCCAAGCACUGCGCCGUGUGCAACCGCUGCGUCGCCAAGUUCGACCACCACUGUCCCUGGGUCGGCAACUGCAUCGGCGCCAACAACCACCGCCACUUCAUCGGCUUCCUGUGCAGCCUCAUCCUCAUGUGCUGCUGGAUGCUGUGGGGCGGCGCGCGCUACCUGCGCGACCAGUGCCCCGCGCCCGCCGAGCCGCUCGCCUGGGUCUCCUGCAACGGCUGGAUCUCGUGGGUGAUGCUCAAUGCCGCGUUCCACCUGUUCUGGGUGACGGUGCUCACCGGCUUCCAGAUGUACCUGGUGGUGUGCCUCGGCAUGACCACCAACGAGCAGCUGAACCGCGGCCGCUACAAGCACUUCCAGGCGCGCGGCGGCCGCUCGCCCUUCAGCCGCGGCCCGCUCGCCAACUGCUUGGAGCUGCUCGGCUGCCGGUCGCCCCGGGACCACGCCGACCUGGACCACGGCGUGUGACGUCACAGCGCAGCCAACCUACUGCUUUAUCUCAACCAGCUGAGGCUUUAUUACAGGCCAGACUACAUGCGAUCCGCGGUUACGUCAGCGUUCAACAGGAUCAGGCGCCCCGCCCGGUCCUGGUGGGGAUCCCCACUACAUUUUUUUUCAAUAUCUUUUGAUCUUAAAUUAUGGAUAUACUAAUCAUUAUUAUAUUUCGCGCCUCUACGUACUGUGGUUUGUGAAACGCCGGUCGACGGUCGCUUAUUUUAAAACAAAAA